Molecule: messenger RNA, 342 nt
Organism: Penicillium soppii
Lineage: Eukaryota; Fungi; Ascomycota; Eurotiomycetes; Eurotiales; Aspergillaceae
Product: Dabb family protein
Exons: 3
Coding region: 1-342 (113 amino acids)
Source: RefSeq, a predicted model, not a curated record
AUGUCUGUCACGCACAUUGUCCAGCUUCAGUUCAAGCCAUCUAUGAGUGCUGCCACAAUCCAGGAUGUUUGUGAUCGUAUGCUAGACCUCAAGCAACGCUGCAUUCACCCCGAUACCCAAAAGCCAUACAUCGUCUCCUCAACUGGCGGUCAAGAUUGUUCCGUUGAAGGAAUGCAGGGUGGUAUUACACAUGCGUUCAUUGUUGAGUUUGAAUCGGUCGCACACAGAGAUUAUUAUGCCAAAACAGAUCCUGACCACCUCGCGUUUGGCGCCAGCUUGAUCCCUAUUGUGGAUAAGGUGCAAGUCAUUGAUUUCCAACCCGAGGUAUUCGUAAAAGAAUAG